AUGCAGCACCAACAGUUCCUUUUAAUAGCUUUGUACUACCCGCUCCUCCAGGGCAUGGAGAACAUCAUCAUGUACAGAUCCUACAUGUAUCUAAUGCUGCACACCCUCUGCAGCAAGUGCAGCAUGCAGAGUAUCCAUGCAUCUGGCUCUGAACCUGGGGAUUACCGCUUCAACCUGCACUGCCUGGAUAAGGGAAUCUUUUCCUGGAGUGCCCGGAACCUGCGGGAGACAACAAUGCUGACCACCCCGAGCCUAGAGUGCAGCUUCUUCACUUUUCUCCCCUUCAGGCCGCCCUCUACCCCUACCAUCUACCCCACCCCAUCAUACCGGGAGAAAGACCAGAAGAAGGAGCAAUUUGAAUCCACCCAGGGUAAAAUGCCCAGAGGGCCGAAGAACAAGGUCGGCCCUGCCUGUGUGGAGACCAGCAGCUCAGAUCUUGUUGCCCAGGUUCCCGCAGAAUCAAGCGACGGGUCUCCAUCUGGCCCCCUCCACAACAGCACAGAAGGUUCCUCCACUGCUGCUGCGGAUUCGAUCAUAGUUGAGAACCCCGGGAUGCCUUCCAAGGGCUGUGUGCAGACGAAAAGGCGUUCCGACCUCCUAGGCAGCCAGAGUUCUCCUGCAGACCUUAGAUGUGCAGUGGCCGAGACCAGCCAGGAUACUGUGCGCGAGGGCAGAAAAGCCACCAUGGGGAAACCCACAAGGGGCAUUGGCCAGAUCAGGGGGCAUCCGAACCAGAUCAAGAGCCCAGGGAACAACCGUGGCAAGAAGUACCCGUACCGCGGAGAGCCUGCCCAGAGUCAGAAGCCUCUAAGUCCUCUGUUAAGUUCUCAGGCUUCUACGCGGAGUCAUACAUCCCGCCAAGCGCCUGCACUCGAAGGCCAGGCCGCACCACCAGGCCCUGCUCUUCGCAGCCGUGCAUCCAGGCCAGGCCCGGCUCUCCGCAGCCGCGCCACGCCGCCGGGCCCCGCACUCCGCAGCCGCACAUCCAGGCCAGGCUUUGCCAUCCCGAGCCACGCCGCUCCCUCGGGCCCAGCUCUCUGCAGCCGCGCCACGCCGCCGGGCCCAGCUCUCCGCAGCCGCGCAUCCAGUCCAAAUCCUGCUCUCCGCAGCCGCGCCACGCCGCCGGGCCCGGCUCUCCGCAGCCGCGCAUCCAGUCCAAAUCCUGCUCUCCGCAGCCGCGCCACCCCGCCGGGCCCGGCUCUCCGCAGCCGCGCAUCCAGGCGAAGCCCUACUCUCUGCAGCCGCGCCACCCCGCCAGGCCGUGCUCGCAGGAGCCGAGCCACCACACCAGGUCCUGUUGUCCGUAGCCGUGCCAAGCAGCGAAGAUCAGCCCUCCGCAAGCGCCCCUCUCUGCCUGGGCCUACUGGCCGGAGUCCUGCUUCCACGCCCGGAAGCCUUGUCUUAGGGAGCCGCCCAAGUUCCCCUGAUCCGGAGGCUCCACGCCUUGCCUCCCAGCCAGGUCGUGCGCUCCGCAUGCGUGCCUCCUCACCCUCGCCUCCGGGCAGGUUUUUUUUUUUUCCUUUCUUUGGGCAACGUGGUGAGAGUGUGUCCUCCUCCUCUCCUGGGUCUCCUAGCCAAGGCCGCUCCUCCUCUCCCUCUGGGUUUUCUGACUGGAGCGCCUCUUCGUCUUCCCCUUCCCCUUCCCCUGGGUUUUUGGGACUGAAUUCCAUCUCUACUCCUAGUCCUGCUAGCCUUAGGCGCGUCUUACUGCCUGAGCUUGAUUCCCUGAGCCCUGCUUUUCCAGCAGAGUAG
Choloepus didactylus (southern two-toed sloth) is the source of this 1752-nucleotide messenger RNA. Its product is annotated as EZH inhibitory protein-like. Gene Ontology annotation, cellular component: nucleus. Lineage: Eukaryota; Metazoa; Chordata; Mammalia; Pilosa; Megalonychidae. The transcript has 3 exons. Bases 1 to 1752 code for a protein of 583 amino acids. The record is from RefSeq and is a predicted model, not a curated record.